Messenger RNA from Lycium ferocissimum, 580 nucleotides. Its product is annotated as protein SPIRAL1-like 3. The coding region runs from base 176 to 508 and encodes 110 amino acids. The record is from RefSeq and is a predicted model, not a curated record. NCBI's taxonomy places the organism in Eukaryota, Viridiplantae, Streptophyta, Magnoliopsida, Solanales, Solanaceae. Gene Ontology annotation, cellular component: cortical microtubule, transverse to long axis. The transcript is spliced from 3 exons. Gene Ontology annotation, biological process: cortical microtubule organization.
UGCUAUCUAAAAUAUAGGGGGUGACCUGCAAUUUUUACAAUUCUUUUAAACAUUCAAAUUCACAAUUUAAAACCUCUAUUUAAACGUAAUCUUUUUCCCCCAACCGGCCCCUCUCUCGCUUCGUAAUUGAUACCAAAGUACUUGAUUGUUUCGUUCCGAAAUCAAAUCAUUACGGAUGGGUCGCGGAGUGAGUGCUGGGGGAGGUCAGAGUUCCUUGGGCUACCUGUUUGGAAGUGGAGAGCCUGCUAACAAUUCUCAGACUACUCGCAACCAGGAAAAGGCUCCAACUAAUGAGCCUGCCCCAAAGCCAGCUGCUGUUUCACAACCUGUGGAUAACACAAAGAAUGUCCCAGCAGGCAUUCACAGUAGCCACACAAACAACUAUUUCCGUGCUGAUGGCCAGAACUGCGGAAACUUUCUAACAGAAAGGCGUUCGACCAAGGUACAAGCAGCACCUGGUGGUGGAUCUUCCCUGGGGUAUUUAUUUGGUGACGGCAGCAGCAAGUGAUGUCACUCGACAUCAAGUUUCAAUUUUUUGUUUCCCCAGUUAUGUUCCAAGUAUGAAUCGAUUUCAUUUACU